CACAAGCCAUAAUUAUCAACUUGCAAAAAAGUUCAUGUACAUGGAGAAUGCUAACCAUUUACCAUGUCAUAAUGUUAACCAUAAACGUUGAUAGAUUUUCAAGGAGAAGAGAGAAAUACAAUAUACAGUGUACUUUUGGCUACACGAAAUACAUGACAUUUGAUUGUUUACGAGACAAGUAUGUCGACUUCUCCUUCUGGCGAAUACUGCCUCCAAAAUCUAUUAAUUUCAACUGUUAAAGCAAGAAUAUAAAGUGAAAAGCAAUACCCGUGUUCUGUACCCUAAUUUCUGUUGAUAAAAUCAACUUUUUUCUUAUAAUAUCAAGGAAUUAGCAAUUGGUAAUUUUAAGUAUCAUUUGGCUUUUUUAUCCUGUCAUCUAAUUGUAGAAGCUAGCAGCUCGGUUUUUUCCUGGAAGGUUAUAAAUGUUGUGAAUACAAUUUUUUAUCUGUAGAACUUGCUUGUGAAUCUAUUACUGGAAUUUAUUGACAUUUUGAAUAAUGACGGAAAAUACAAAUGUUGCUUGUCCUGUCUGUAACAAGAGUGUACAGAUGCAAGACAUAAAUGCACACCUUGAUAAUCACUAUGCAUCACCUUCAAAAUUUAGGGAAAAACAGAAACCUUCAAGAUCCGUUCAGGAUGUGCUAUAUGGAAAAACAAAUACACAUUCAGUGUCAUCUCCGAAAGUACGAAAAGUCGAUGAAACUCUUCCUUCAGAGCAGACUCCAAAACGUAUUAAAAGCAUAAAGAAAGACGUACGGCCGCUUGCGGAGAGAGUCCGCCCCAAAACACUUGAUGAUUAUGUUGGACAGGAGUCUUUAGUUGGAAAGGGCGGAAUUAUCAGAAACCUUAUUGAACGAGAUGAAUGCCCUUCUAUGAUUCUAUGGGGAAAUUCUGGAGUCGGAAAAACUACACUUGCUAGAAUAAUCGCAAAAACCACGGGUGCUCAUUUUCUGGAAGUGUCUGCUACAUCUGCUUCAGUCAGUGAUUGCAGAAAAAUCUUUGAGGAAUCUCAGAACUUAUUGCGACUUACUGGAAAAAAGACCAUUGUGUUCCUCGACGAAGUGCACCGUUUUAACCGUGCACAACAGGAUAUUUUUCUUCCAAUGGUAGAAAAAGGGCUUAUAACACUAAUUGGUGCAACAACAGAAAACCCCUCUUUUCGUCUAAACUCUGCAUUGCUCUCACGUUGCUCAGUAUUUACAUUUAACGUACUCGAUAAAGAUAAUGUAUUGUCUAUUUUACGUCGAGCAAUGCAAAUAGAAAGUGAAAGGAAAGAAAGAAAACUGGAAUUGGACGAGUCUAUUCUUCAACAUAUUUCUGCAAUUUGUGACGGUGAUGCUCGCGUGGCACUAAAUUGUUUAGAAAUAGCUUUGGGUAUGUUGGAAGGUGGUUCAGUAUCUCUUCCUGAUUUAAAAAAGAAAUUCGCCAGAUCGUUCUCAGUAUAUGAUAGCACGGGCGAUGCUCAUUAUGACACUAUAUCUGCAUUUCAUAAGUCCAUUCGAGGCUCGGACGUAGACGCAGCGCUAUAUUACCUGUGCCGAAUGCUGGAAUCUGGCGAAGAUCCUCUGUAUGUUGCCAGGAGAAUGGUGAGAAUAGCAAGUGAAGACGUCGGAUUAGGCGACAACAGUUUACUUCCGUUGGCAUCAGCAGCGUUUACGGCUACACAACAAAUUGGAAUGCCGGAGGCUGAUGUGGUUCUUGCCCACUGUGCUGCUGCCUUAGCACUGGCACCCAAAAAUGUCGAUGUUUACCGGGCGUAUAAACGGGUAAAAUCAUUUGUGGCUUCUGAUCCUGAAGCAGGAAGAGCCCAAAUUCCAAUGCACUUGAGAAAUGCACCGACGAAACUUAUGAAAGAACUUGGCUAUAAUAAGGGAUACAAAUACAACCCUGAUUACAAAGACGGCCGUGUUAAGCAAGACUACUUGCCUAAGCCUAUGAAAGAUAAACGGUUUUUCAGAAUUCCUAUGGAUUUACCUGUAGAUCCAGAUCUCGACGCAGAUGAGUCUUCUGUUACUGAGUUACAGGAAGAAAGGCGCACUGAAAAACGAAAUGACAACUAAUAAUAUUAAAAUUUAUGAUCUAUGAAAUUGAAGAAGGUUUUUACACCUCACAGUAUGUUUAUUUGUAAUCCUUUUGAAAAUAUAGACAGUAAGUAGAUAGUCAGCUGAGAUCGUAUUCGUGUAAAAUGACUGUUUCAAACGAUGCUAUAUCAUUCUGCAAAUAAAUACUUUUACGGUUUUAUUAGCUUGUGCGUUUUACAAUUACAAAAAAAUCCUUAAUCCAUAAUAAUUCCUUACAAUAU
Messenger RNA from Schizosaccharomyces japonicus yFS275, 2302 nucleotides. RefSeq names its product DNA replication ATPase. Gene Ontology annotation, biological process: DNA replication; chromosome organization; regulation of DNA repair. Lineage: Eukaryota; Fungi; Ascomycota; Schizosaccharomycetes; Schizosaccharomycetales; Schizosaccharomycetaceae. The transcript is spliced from 6 exons. The record is from RefSeq and is a predicted model, not a curated record. Bases 498 to 2060 code for a protein of 520 amino acids. Gene Ontology annotation, molecular function: DNA binding; single-stranded DNA helicase activity; ATP hydrolysis activity.